This is a messenger RNA of Drosophila persimilis, 545 nucleotides long. Its product is annotated as MD-2-related lipid-recognition protein. The transcript has a single exon. The record is from RefSeq and is a predicted model, not a curated record. Gene Ontology annotation, biological process: intracellular cholesterol transport. Lineage: Eukaryota; Metazoa; Arthropoda; Insecta; Diptera; Drosophilidae. Bases 16 to 498 code for a protein of 160 amino acids. Gene Ontology annotation, molecular function: sterol binding.
AACUCUCGAUCCGCUAUGUUGCGUCUGGGCUCGCUGCUGCUGCUGCUGGCACUCGCCAUCGUGUCCGUCUCCGUGUCCGUCCACGGGGAGUCGAUCAACUUCCGCAACUGUGCGGACAGCGUGGAUGUCUGCACCGUGGAUCAGGUGCGCGUGAGUCCCUGCCCCCAGGCGGCCAGCAAUGCCGCCUGCCACAUCCGCCGCCGCCGUCCGGCCGUCAUGAGCUUCGACUUUACGCCGCAAUUCGAUGCCGACAGCCUGGGGGCGACUCUCGGAUGGGUGAAGGAUGAGAACACGGAGCUGCCGCUGCUCAGCCUGGAGCGGGACGCCUGCAAGGCCACAGGCUGCCCCGUGAGAAGCGGCGUGCAGGCCACCUACACCACGGAGGUGCCCAUCGAGGCAAAGUUCCCGCUGAGCGCCUACACGAUCCGCUGGGCCCUCAAAGAUCCCGCGAGCGGCAAGCGGUGCUGCUUCCUCAUCGACAUCAAGGUGGUUCGAUAGGCGAUAGUCAUGGGAAUAAAUGAAUAAAAUGCGUCGUCUGUUAACAA